Molecule: messenger RNA, 276 nt
Organism: Echinococcus granulosus
Lineage: Eukaryota; Metazoa; Platyhelminthes; Cestoda; Cyclophyllidea; Taeniidae
Product: fras1 related extracellular matrix protein
Exons: 1
Coding region: 1-276 (91 amino acids)
Source: RefSeq, a predicted model, not a curated record
AUGCAAUCUGACUUUCUUUUCCAGUGUGAACACAUUCCGGGUCGACAAUUUCGAAGUGGAAGCUACAAAUGUAUGUGUCGUCAGGGUUUUGAAUAUCCCCUCAACGACUUGACUUGGUUCUUCGAUGGCGAGACAAUGGAAAAGGAAUACGAGUUGAAGAUGUCAGGUCAACCGAGUCGAUAUGACCUUCUCAAAUGCCGCCAGGGUCAUGCAAUGACCGUGCAAGUAUCCAUGGUGUUAAUUCUUGUAAUUGCUUACAUUGUUGCUUUCUUUUAG